This is a messenger RNA of Trichechus manatus latirostris (Florida manatee), 3677 nucleotides long. Its product is annotated as acyl-coenzyme A synthetase ACSM4, mitochondrial-like. The record is from RefSeq and is a predicted model, not a curated record. Gene Ontology annotation, molecular function: fatty acid ligase activity; fatty-acyl-CoA synthase activity. Gene Ontology annotation, cellular component: mitochondrial matrix. Lineage: Eukaryota; Metazoa; Chordata; Mammalia; Sirenia; Trichechidae. Gene Ontology annotation, biological process: acyl-CoA metabolic process; fatty acid biosynthetic process.
GUCAUAGUCAGUGCUAAGGAUGCAAUACAUAGCCUCUGUCCACAACAUCUAGGUAGGUUAGAGACACAGGGCACAUUUUUUUUUUUUAAUUAACAAUACAAAGUAGACGAUUUUUAUGUAAAUAAUACAGAUGCAUGGUAUGGGAAUUCAAAGGAAAAAAGAAUCACAGAGUUAUAAAAAAAUGUUUUUAGAUUACAAAUGGCAGUUCAGAAAGGAAAGGAGAAUUUACGAACGUCACAAAGUUAGUUUGGAAUGAGCUAGGGGUAAAAUCUAGGUCUCCCGAUUCAUACCGUAAAACUGUUUCAUGAAACACUGCCAUGAUACUAAUAAUGAAAAGAAUCAUUAACAAUAGCAGUAGCUAACAUUUAAAAGGCACAUUUUACAUGCACUGCCUUAUUAAAUCCUCACAAUAAUCCUUGGAGGGGGUACUAUACAUUUCCCCAUAGUUUUAUUUCUCAUUUUACAAAUGUGAAAAUUGAGGCACAGAAAGGAUAAGUAGCUUGCCCAAUGUCCUUCACCCAGAAGAUGGCUGACUCAGGACUUAAACCAAAGUUUCUAACCAAUUGUACUGGAGAACUGAAGGGGAGAGUCCGGCAGCGUAGCCAGAAGCAAGGGGCACGACAGGCCAAAUCACAGUGGUGGGAACAGACAUUUAUGGAAAAUGAAUAGGCUGCUUUCACUGGAAGGGGAGAUUCAAGUAGAGGAGUUAGCAGGUAACAGAACAGAGCAGCAUAAGGCCGAAUGAAAGAGACCUGAAUGCCAAGCCAGGGAGUAAGUAUUCUGUUGGUGUGUUGUUUGGUGAGGAAGAAGGUAGGGGCAGAAGAUGGGAGCUUGAUAAUUCUACGGUUGUAUUUUUUAAGACUAAUCUGGUCAUAGAUAGAAUGAAGAGGGAGAGUUCAGUGGCAGGGAGACCAGUCAGUGGCUGCCUGCAACAGCUCUGAAGAAGGAUGGGGUAUUUUUCAGGUGCUCCCCAAUUUCCAAGGGUCAUGCAGCCAUCAGUCCACUUCCCAAUCUCACAGUGAGGGUCAGGAGAGACUGACAUUCUUCCCCCAUCUCUCCCCACAGGCUGUGGUACUCCCACGUCCGUAUCGGUAGACAAAACUCCUGGAAAAUCAUGAAGAUUUUAUUUCGCUCCCAGACAUUCAGAUUCCUCUGGCUUGCCAAGCCACCUGGCCAGCACUUUCACAAAGAUUACCAGCUUUGGGCACCUCUGACUCUUGAUGACUUUGAAGCCAUAAAUCGCUGUGAGAGGACGUUGCCUAAGAACUUUAACUUUGCUGGGGAUGUGCUGGACCAGUGGUUCCAAAAGGAGAAGAAAGGAGAGAGACCUGCCAGCCCAGCCCUGUGGUGGGUGAACAGCAAAGGGGAUGAAGUGAAAUGGAGCUUUGGAGAACUGAGCUCCUUGUCUCGAAAGGCUGCCAACAUGCUCACCAAGCCCUGCGGCCUGCAGAGAGGAGAUGGAGUGGCUGUGAUCCUGCCCCGGAUCCCAGAGUGGUGGCUCAUAAAUGUGGCUUGUAUGCGAACAGGACUUGUCUUCAUGCCAGGAACAACUCAGAUGAUGGCAAAAGACAUUGUCUACCGACUGCAAGCACCCAAGGCCAGGUGCAUGGUAGCCAGUGAGGAGGUGGCCCUGGUGGUGGAGUCCAUUGUGUCGGACUGCCCCGACUUGAAGACCAAACUCCUGGUGUGUCUGCACAGCAGGAAUGGGUGGCUCAACUUCGAGGAGUUAUUUCAAUUUGCCUCGGAAGAGCACAGCUGUGUGGAGACAGGAAGUCAAGAACCAAUGGCUAUUUAUUUCACCAGUGGGACCACAGGCUCUCCCAAGAUGGCCCAACACUCUCAGAGCAGCCUCGGCAUUGGGUACACCCUCUGUGGGAGGUAUUGGCUGGACUUGAAAUCCUCAGAUAUCAUAUGGAACAUGUCUGACACGGGCUGGAUCAAAGCUGCCACUGGCAGUAUGUUUUCUUCCUGGCUUCAGGGAGCCUGCGUUUUUGUGCAUCAGAUGGCCCAGUUUGACACAGACACCUUCCUAGAUACGCUGACCACUCACCCCAUCACGACACUGUGCAGUGCUCCCAUCAUGUACCGAAUGCUUGUGCAAAAAGACCUCAAGAUAUAUAAAUUCAAGAAGCUGCGGCACUGUUUGACAGGAGGGGAGCCGCUCAACCCGGAGGUGCUGGAGCAGUGGAAGGCACAAACUGGGCUGGAGCUGUACGAGGGCUACAGACAGACAGAAGUUACGUCUUCUCAAUAGGGCAUCAUUUGUGCCAAUCAGAAAGGACAAGAAAUUAAGCCAGGCUCGAUGGAAGGCGUACUACCCUACGAUGUCCAGAUUAUAGAUGAAAAUGACAAUAUCCUACCACCUGGCAAAGAAGGAGAAAUUGCCCUCAGACUAAAGUCUACACGGCCCUUCUGCUGCUUCUCUGAAUAUGUGGACAAUCCAGAGAAAACUGCCGCCACGAUGAGAGGAAAUUUUUACGUCACUGGAGACAGAGGAGUGAUGGACAGUGAUGGGUAUUUCUGGUUUGUCGGCAGAGCUGAUGAUGUCAUUAUGUCCUCUGGGUUUGUAGAUUUACCACACUCAGCAAGUAAAACUUUGCCAAAGAGAGUCUCCUCCUUUGGUGCUGUAGUAACCAAGGGCUCCUUCUCCUCUUCUAGGCACCGCACUGGGCCAUUUGAAGUGGAGAGUGCACUAAUUGAACACCCGGCAGUUAUUGAAUCGGCUGUUGUCAGUAGUCCAGAUCCAAUCAGAGGAGAGGUGGUGAAAGCUUUUGUUGUCCUAUCUGCACCCUUUAAAUCAUCCAACCCAGAGAAAUUAACUCUGGAACUUCAGGAUCACGUGAAAAAAUCAACUGCACUCAAAUACCCAAGAAAGGUGGAAUUUGUUCAAGAACUCCCAAAGACUAUCACCAGAAAAAUCAAACGAAAUGUUUUAAGAGACCAAGAAUGGGGACGAACAUAACUUGAUAAGAAAACCAAGGCAUUGAGUAUUUACAUAGGUACUUUCUCUUAGUCCUUGCUUUUUUAUAACUCAGUGACCAGUUAAAAUGAGCCCUGGUGGUGCAGUGGUUAAAGCACUUGACUACUAAAUGAAAGGUCAGCAGUUUGAACCUACCAGCAGCUCCACGGCAGAAGGACAUGGCAGUCUACUUCCAUAAAGAUUACAGGCUUGGAAACACUAUGGGGCAGUUCUACUCUGUCCUAUAGGGUUGCUAUGAGUCGGUAUCGACUCGACAGCAACGGAUUUGGUUUUCUCUUAAAGUGCUGUUUCCUUCUGAUUGAAAAAUUCAACUGAGUUUUUGUUCUGUAUUUAGCCAAAGGGAGGAAGACUCUAAAAAUAUUUGGGAAGAAACUUGUAAUGACCAAACUGACAUAAGGGCAAGGGUUGCAUUGAUUUGUAGUGUUUCAAAUAGCAAGAAUCAAGUGAUUACUUGGAAAAGGAUAGUGGACAAUGAGUCUGUUUUUCACUUUUCUUGUGCCUGAUUAAUUUAAAAUAAAGACAAGAACUAUUCUAAGAGAAAUGGUCAAAAAGAGAAUUUCUUCUGCUUAACAUCUUUAUAUAUUACCAAUACUUUAAGGUGGAUUAAAAUAUUAACGCUACAAUUGAGAAUACAACUCAUUAAAAAGGCAGUAAGUGAGUUUGGUGAAAUUUCAAGUACUCCAUUACCGUACCUCAU